AUGACUUCUAACUCCUUGUGUUCCACUUUCCAUGAGAAGUACCUGACCGUACACAUCCAAGAAAGACACAACGCCCGCUUCUCCGUGACGGUAGCCGUCAAUCCGUCGACCACCGUCCGUCAGGUGAAGCAACGCGUGCAGAAGAAAUGCCUGACAAAAGAUGGCAACUUAUGUGAUUUGGUCAUGUUGCAGCAGGAUGGCAGCAAGGAUUUCUUUUACGUAAAUGUUCUACAGGACGACGAGCUGAUUUAUGACAUAUUAAAUCGGCCCUCAAACAAUUGUUCGUUCUACCUGAAUAUCUCUAAAGGCUUGAAAAUUCGAGUCUACAUGGAGGAGAUCGUUGCAGGGAUGACGUACAAAACCGUGGUCGUUUCACCUUUUUCCACAAGUCAAGAAGUGAUCAAGAUUUUGUUACGCGACCAGCCAAACUAUGCCGAUGAUUUCUAUUUAGUGAAAAAAACAACCGACAAUGAAGGUGACAAAUGA
Messenger RNA from Soboliphyme baturini, 486 nucleotides. Lineage: Eukaryota; Metazoa; Nematoda; Enoplea; Dioctophymatida; Soboliphymatidae. The record is from the annotation of a GenBank genome assembly.